Staurois parvus is the source of this 262-nucleotide messenger RNA. The record is from the annotation of a GenBank genome assembly. Lineage: Eukaryota; Metazoa; Chordata; Amphibia; Anura; Ranidae.
AGUGUAGCCCCAACAGUGCCACCUGUCAGUGUCCAUCAAUGCUAGCUGUCAUUGCUCAUCAAUGCCAUCUGUCAGUGCCCAUCAGUGCCACCUAUCAAUGCCAGUCAGUGCCGCCUAUCAGUGCCAGUCAGUGCCGCCUAUCAGUGGCAGUCAGUGCUGCCUAUCAGUGCCACCUAACAGUGCCAGUCAGUGCCACCUAACAGUGCCAGUCAGUGCUGCCUAUCAAUACCAGUCAGUGCCGCCUAUCAUUAACACCUAUCAG